CAAGAGAGGCAGUUGAGCGAAAACAUCAACCAUGAGAAAGUUCUUAGCAAUAGUACUGGACAACAGAAUUCAAAGAAUGACACCAAGAACGAAAAUGGAUCUCAAGAAUUGAAAUAUUAUGGGAGAGGAAGAGGAAAGAACUAUGGAAAGCAAUGUUCUUUUUGCGACA
Sphenostylis stenocarpa is the source of this 169-nucleotide messenger RNA. The record is from the annotation of a GenBank genome assembly. NCBI's taxonomy places the organism in Eukaryota, Viridiplantae, Streptophyta, Magnoliopsida, Fabales, Fabaceae.